Molecule: messenger RNA, 3307 nt
Organism: Larimichthys crocea (large yellow croaker)
Lineage: Eukaryota; Metazoa; Chordata; Actinopteri; Sciaenidae
Gene: tmem121ab
Product: transmembrane protein 121Ab
Exons: 2
Coding region: 1476-2420 (314 amino acids)
Source: RefSeq, a predicted model, not a curated record
UCAUCUGCUCCUGUCUUUUUUGUAGCUUUGCACGGGAUGCAGAGGGGGCUGUUGGCUUCUCUCUUGUCACUCCAACAUAUUUGAAUUGAAUAGUGAUUGAUAGAGCGAGGAGAAUAGAGGAGAGAGAGAGAGAGGAAGCGAGAGAGGGAGGGAGAAAGAGAGAGAUGUGGUUGAGCCUAUCCGGAGGAAGAAAGAAGCAACUAGCAGAAGAAGCCUCAGCAGUUACACUUGCCAAAGCGGCUCCACACAGCCAGCCAGGCUACCACCACUCUUUUUAUCUAGAUUUAGAUUUGGCACCACAUUUUUUAUUUUUAUUUUUUUUUUGAAUAUCUCUCCUGCUUGUGUGUGCUGGACUCUCGGUUGGGAAUGGGAUUUUCUUUAACAGUAACUUAACGGCGACAGCAGAAGCAGUUGCUGGACCGGCGUUUUUCUUUUUUCUUUUUUCUCUCUUUCUCCUAAACGGCGCCUCCUCGCAGCGGAUUUACAAAGCCUCUCCUGGAGCCCGCAAUGAGAUUCAGCACCCUGGACAGAGACUAAAGCACUUCAGCACCUUGGACAGCGACGAACCACGUCCUCUGGAGGCUGUGGAGAGGCUGGCACGUGGCAAGAGGAGGGGGGGGAAGGAUGGAUCUUCAGCCCGGUGUAAGAGCCUCCCCCCAGGGAAGCCAGCGUCGGACGCAAGGCCUCAUGGGCCGUUGACCUGCUGUCUUCUUUGAUUUAUGGCGGCUGGGGGCCUCUGGCCACUGCAGACUCCUCUCCUCUCUCUCCUCCGUUUCCCCUCACACACACUGCAGGAUUGCAAGGAGCCACACACACUGCACCACCGUGUACAGGAGUAUCCAAAGAGGAAUUCCUCGCACAUGCUGAGCUGCGGCGCCGGCACGCAGACGACUACCGCCACCGUUUCCUGUACUGUCUCAUGUAAAAAUAAACACCUACAUAAACACUGCUACGCUGCAGCACCGUGUCCCGCAAUCCCAUCACACGUCCUUUAGAUCGAGCCUGCCUGCCUGCCUGCCCGAGUAUUCUCCAUUUGACUGCGUGUGGAUUACUAUCAGUCAUGGUGUGUCAGCUGUAGAGCCCUUGGUGUAGCUGCUGCUCACGGGCAGAGGCGGAUCAAUGGAAGUGCGCUGAGUAACGAGGUGAUGUUCCUGUUUUCACAUGGUCUGAGAGCAAUCAGCAGCCAGCAUAUCUCCGCUGACUCCACGCGCCGCUCCGCUUCCACACUGCAAUAACCGCCCUCCUCUAUGGACUAUUAGUGCCGUGACUUAUAGUAUUAUUUUAAUAUUGGACACACGAGCUGGACAUUUGCUCCUGUGCACACUGCAGCUGUCAGAGCAACUUAAAUAUAUAUAUUUUUUCUCUCCAACCGUAAAAGGUUUGGAGGGGACACAGUGCCGCGGUUACCUUCUGGACUAUUUUUACCUUUUUGAAAGCUGGGGACAGAGAGUGGAGAGCCAGCAGGUGCCCUCGCCAUGGUGUUGCCGCCCCCAGACAAACGCCACGUGUGCCUGACCACAAUCGUCAUCAUGACCAGCAUGGCCUUCAUGGACGCCUACCUGGUGGAGCAGAACCAGGGUCCCAGAAAGAUCGGUGUGUGUAUUAUAGUGCUGGUUGGGGACGUAUGCUUCCUCAUAGUGCUGCGAUAUGUGGCGGUGUGGGUCGGUGCCGAGGUGCGCACCGCCCGGCGAGGAUACGCCAUGAUCCUCUGGUUUCUGUACAUCUUUGUUCUGGAGAUCAAGCUCUACUUUGUGUUCCAGAAUUGCAAGGCAGACAGGAAGAGUUUGGAGACGGUGGCCCGGAAGGCUUUGACGUUACUAUUAUCUGUGUGUGUACCAGGCUUAUAUUUGGUUCUCGUGGCUCUGGAUAGUAUGGAAUAUGUGAGAACUUUCCGGAAGAAGGAGGACAUGAGGAGCCGUCUGUUCUGGGUGGCUCUGGACCUGCUGGACCUGCUGGAUAUCCAAGCAAACCUGUGGGAACCCCAACGGACAGGCCUGCCCAUCUGGGCCGAGGGCCUGAUGUUCUUCUACUGCUACAUCCUGCUGCUCAUCCUGCCUUGUGUGUCGCUCAGUGAGAUCAGCAUGCAGGGGGAGCACAUGUCCCCCCAGAAGAUGAUGCUGUACCCAGUUCUUAGCCUGGUCACCAUAAACGUGGUCACCAUCCUCAUACGCGGUGUAAACAUGGUGCUGUUUCAGGACAGCCGCGUUUCCACCAUCUUUGUCGGAAAGAACGUGGUGGCCAUCGCCACCAAGGCGUCCACCUUCCUGGAGUACCGCAGACAGGUGAAGGAGUUCCCCCAUCCACAGAACGCCAUGGCGCUAGAGCUGCAGCAGAACUCUGUCAGCCACACGCAGCCGCUGCCCAACGCCACCAGUUUGCCACAUGAACCUUCGCCGGCACAGGACGUCAUUGACACAUGACCGCCAGCGCUGGACCCGUUAGAAAAACUGACUGAACUGCUUUUUUUUUUUUUUUUUUUUAAUGAAAGCUCCAGGAGUGGAAGUAGAUAGAGAAAUCAGCUGCAUGACAGGAUGAUAUUCUGCUCUUGUCAAGCCCACAUGAACUGCUGUGAAACCAUAAAAGAGAUUUUCAGCAUCACCUGCCUGUCAGAACAUACUGUAAACCUACACUUGACUGAGUGCAGUGUGCAAAACUUUAGAAAUCAAAGUCGAAAAAAAAAAAAAGGUUUUUAUUGUGCUGUUGUGUUUUUAAAUGUUUUAAAAAGUUCAAACUUUUAUUAAGAGACAAUCUCCACAUUGCGCAGCCCGGUGACGUUAUGUUGUGUAAAAUGGACAGUUGGUCCCUUUGCCUUGGUGAGUAUCUUGUAUUUUUUAAGGUCACUUUUUCGACAGGGUGGCAUUUCCUUUGUAUUCCAGCACCAAAGGACAAACCACUCAGCGUGAAGCACUGACAGAGAGGAGUGACACGGGUCAGUCAUGGGGGGUCUAACUGUGCCGUGUGGAGGAGGCCGUGUGGCGGCAGACGAAUGCUUUUUCCCCUUCCGGUGUUUGGAAAGGAAAGCUGCCGCCUCGGUCAGUCCGAUUAAAGCACCGGAGCUCAGCACCUACACCAUCCACUGCAGGCAUCAAAUGGUGUGUUUCACUGUGUGUGUGUAUGUGUGUGUGUGUGUGCGCACACUAGUCUAUAGAGUAUGUAUGCCUGCAAGCGUACGGUACGUGUUCGCCACAGGGGAGGUUUGUUUCAAAUAGUUUUGGAACAGAUGUGAGUGGUUGAUGUGUGUGAUGAAUUGCAAAUGAGACAAAAUAUGUAGAGAUGUGAGGAGGAGAAGAAGAAGGAAAAAAAAAAA